Molecule: messenger RNA, 1823 nt
Organism: Ruditapes philippinarum (Manila clam)
Lineage: Eukaryota; Metazoa; Mollusca; Bivalvia; Venerida; Veneridae
Product: BLOC-1-related complex subunit 8-like
Exons: 7
Coding region: 82-681 (199 amino acids)
Cellular component (GO): BORC complex
Source: RefSeq, a predicted model, not a curated record
CCUGUAUAUAGUAUUUAGCAGUGUUUAGCCUUUUUAAUAUUUUAGAUGUUAAAAAACCCUCUUGUUUUCAAUUUUAGUUAAAUGGAAAAUGCGUUUAGUUAUGUAACAGAACCUCAACCGAGAAUGCAAGGUGGUGACAGUAGGUAUAACAGAUUGGCACAGGUACAAAUGUUUAAAGAGGCAAAUCCUGAUCUAGAGCUGGAGGCUAAAACUAAGAAAGUGACAGAGAAGUUAUCUGAAAGUAUGAAUAUUAUAGCAAAUGAACCUUCCUUGGCUUUCUUCAGAAUACAGGAACAUGUGAGAAAAUGUUUACCACAGCUAGCUGAGACAAAGCAUGAGGUACAAGAUUUACAGCAGAAAGUACAGGGGGCCUCAUUUGAUGCUGAAUAUGCUGCAAAUGCCGUUCAUGAAAUGCAUAAAAGUUCAAGCCAUUUCACAAAUAUUCAAGACCUACUGAAGAACUCCAUGUUUCUUAAGCAGCAGAUAGACUAUGAACAAAACCGAAGGGAACAGAUUAAGAAUAAUCCUGGCAUGUAUUCUACCAUUUCCUCACCUAAUAUAAACUUACAUGCUGAAGGUGGAGGGUUUGAGCGGCCAGCUACGCCGGUUCACGGCAGGCACAAACAUUCUGAAAAACGCAGGGGAAGGGUCCGUCGUGUCAUGUCCGAACAUAUAGAAUAAAGUCUACUGUCCAAAUGAAAGCUCUAGAUCUCCAGUUUCGGGAAAGGAAACUCAGCCACAUAAAGAAAUGGAUUCCGUGGUACAGUAGAAAACCUCCUCAUUCCCAAAAAAACUUAUAUGCCAACUCUUGUGUGUGUGAGAGACUGGAUAUUUAUAAAACAUAAUUAUAGGAAAGUUCAAAGUUCAUAGUUGAACGUUUGAUGAGAAGUGAGACGGUAAACUUUUGAUAAAAGGUCAAAGGUCAGAUUGUGAAUUUUUGAUAAAAGGUCAAAGUUUAGACUUUUAACCUCUGAUUAAAGGUCAAACUGCACCAGCAAUGAAUUUGUAGAUAGCCAAAUGUGAAAUUGUCAACUCUUUAUUUAUUAUUCUUGUAUUAUAAUUUUAUAGUUUAAGGUAUUUGUUUAAUUUUUUUUUUGUAAUUUGAAACAGUUAUAAUUAUAGAUUAGAAAGGUUUCGUUUAAAAAUUAUUAAAAUUAAUGUGAUUUUAAUUAAACAUUAUUUUUAAUGUCUGUUUUUUAUUGAAAUAUUAAUGUUCAUCUCAUGUCAGUGAAAUAUAAGUCAUAUCAGAGAUUUAUAUAAUAGACCUGUUAUCAUACAAGUAUUUAUAACUGUUUGAAAAUGAGUGAAUUAUAAAAUUUUGGAUUUUGGUUACUGUUAAUAUGCAAUAUAUUUCACUCGGAAAAUAAAGAUUUUAUAUGUUCACUUGCAUUUUUAGAAAUUUUCAAUAUUUUUUUUCAAAAGCAAUCUUAGAAAUAUUUGAAAAUCUCAAACUAUCUCAAUGAGAUACUUAUUAUGUUAAGUGAAUACAACCAAAAAUAUUAAUACAUAUAUAUAAUAUUAAGCAAAACAAAAAAAAAACAAAACAAACAAAAAAAAAACCCAAGAGAUACCAUCCAUUUAUCCAAUAAAUUGACUCAGUGUUUAAUAAAGUUUGAACUUUCUUGUGCUGCAUGCAUCAGUUUUCAUAUAUCUUAAUUAUUAAGGUAAGGUUUUAUGUUGAUUUAGUGCAAUAGAAUGAUAUUUAUUUCCAAAGUAAUUUAUCACUCAAAUUCUUAUUUAAAUAUAUGUAUUAUUCUGUUGUUGAUGUAUGUGUAAUGAUUUUUAUGACAUGAAAAUGAAUGUUAUUUAAAGUAUUAAAACAA